AUGGCUGCUGCCCGGUUGCUGCUGCGCCUGGCCGGGCGCCUGGAGUCGGCGAACUUCACGCAGACCUUAGCCCGGCCAACCCCCUCUUGUCAGAGACCCCCUUUCUGCCCUUUUGCGGCUCUGGACCAGCAGCCUGGGGGCUCCAGGACCGAGCUGACCACGAAUAGAGGUGUGGCUGUGGCUGUGGCUGUGAUUCUUCAGUCCAGUGACCAGACUGUCUUGUUGACCCGAAGGACAUGCACCCUCCCCAUUUCCCCCAACAUCUGGGUCCCUCCAGGUGGCCACAUGGAACUUGAUGAGGAGAUACUGGAGUGUGGGCUUCGAGAGCUGCAGGAAGAGUGUGGGUUACAGCUGCCCCAGGACCAGUUCUCUUGUGUCCUUCUGGGGUUGUGGGAGUCUGCCUACCCUCCUAGGCUGAGCUGGGGUUUCCCCAAAUACCAUCACCUUGUUCUCUACAUACUCGUGAUCUCCCAGGAGUCACAGCAGCAGCUCCAGGCCCGGAUCCAAAUAAAUCCAAAUGAGGUGAGUGCCUUUAUGUGGCUGGGACCAGAUGUAGCAACGGCUGUGGCUGCCACAGAGGAUGGCACAGAGACACCCAGACGUCUCCUCCAGGACCUACCACCCUCUCUCCCUGCAACCGAACUGAGGGACGACGGAGGAACCCAACCUCUGUUCCUGCCCGUGUCCACACUCCUGAGGACAACCCCAACCACAGCAGAGGACAAAGAACGGGUCAGCACGGGAACCAAGUUUGCUCUCAGGCUCUGGCUGCAACAUCUGGGCAGGUGAAGGGAAAAGUGAAGUUUACAUGGAGCCUGGACCAGCAAAGGAAGGAUGGGAGUCUGUGAGAUGGUGGAUGGAAAGGCUUCUGCUGCAAAGACCUGAGACCUGAGUUCAAUGCCUGCAAUCUCCUUCAAGGUGGCAGGAGAGGUCCUACCCCAUAAAGCUGGCCUGACGUCCACAUGCAAAGCCAAGGCACACAUGCACAUACAUACACACACAUACACGGCAAUAAAAAUUUUUAAAUGUUUUUCUAAAAGUGAAAAGAUGGAACAUGGACCCUCUGCCCCACAAGCCAGGGGUCUGGAAAGUGAGGUACAAAAUCCCUUCUCUCCAGGACGCUCACAGAACGUUCACAACCUUUAUUGUAGGUGAGAACUCUGCUACAACUCUGAGGAUAAAA
Molecule: messenger RNA, 1183 nt
Organism: Peromyscus eremicus (cactus mouse)
Lineage: Eukaryota; Metazoa; Chordata; Mammalia; Rodentia; Cricetidae
Gene: Nudt17
Product: nudix hydrolase 17
Exons: 8
Coding region: 1-789 (262 amino acids)
Biological process (GO): NADP+ catabolic process; NAD+ catabolic process
Cellular component (GO): cytosol
Molecular function (GO): NADH pyrophosphatase activity
Source: RefSeq, a predicted model, not a curated record